This is a messenger RNA of Esox lucius (northern pike), 1889 nucleotides long. RefSeq lists its product as uncharacterized. NCBI's taxonomy places the organism in Eukaryota, Metazoa, Chordata, Actinopteri, Esociformes, Esocidae. The coding region runs from base 135 to 1361 and encodes 408 amino acids. The record is from RefSeq and is a predicted model, not a curated record. The transcript has 8 exons.
GGCGCGCGUUAACAGGUGAUGACGCUUUGUUAGUAGGUUCCUAACUCAGAACUCCGCUUUCGUUUGAUUUUUGAAAUCGGUGUUUAACAAAUAUUAAAACAAGGGUGUUUUUUGUUUCCAAUACAAACCAGUAAAUGGAUUUGUCAGUUAAUUCCGAUGCAAAUGGAAAGAUAAGGAAGAACAUUUUGACCAAAAGGAAAAGAGUUAAUCGCAGGAGAAACAUUUCACCGGCAAUCAGAAAACUCGGCGACACUUCGAAUGACAUUCCUUUGGGACGACAACUUUAUAGGACGCCGCCAAUGUCAGAGUUCAAAAAGCCUUUGUGUUUCAGCUCUGAAACUCAAAUUAAGGAAUUGCGUUGUAGCCCCGAACUAUUUUCACAAAAAACUGAAGAAAAAACCAUGCACACGAUAGAAGAGAUUAAAACCAGUCCUGAGCUAAAUGUGACUAUGGAACUCUACACACUGCAGUCUCCAGGAAGUGAGACAUGCCGACGGUCUCGUAUUACGUCACACACAAUCUGUUCAGCCAGUGUUUUGGAAGAAGACCCCUACUCAUUGAUAAGAGGCAUGGAGGGCUAUGAAGUGACUCCAGAAGACCUGGUGUUCAUUAAGAGCGCCAAGCAGAAGCAGAUUAACCAUUUACAGAUGGAUGACUUACUGAAUGGACUUAGGAACAAGAUAAAGGCCUCCAGGGAAAUGUUUCAAGCUGAUCUUGACCAGAUCCUGUCCUGUGAGCAAGGGGGAGUGUUGGCAUUGGACUCCAUUUCCCUCCUGGCUCAGAAAAACACUGCAGAUGUCCAGCAUGCUGUACGGGAGGAGCAGGCUAAGAUCGCUGAGCUUGAGGACAGACUGACCAAAGUCCUUAAGUUGAGAGAAGAAAGACAAAGAAACCAGGAGAUGGGGAGUCUGAACAAACAAAUCUUCAAAAUAAAGGGACAAAUUGAUUGUCUAAAAGUUGAACUAUCAGAGUUGAAUUCCCAACUUGCUGUAGGAGAGGAUGCUGGGAAUGAGUCUUUGCUGGCCAUGCAAGGCACGUUGAAAAAUUUGGAAGAUUCCAAAAGCAUUAAGCAUGAGGAAGAUCUGAGUUCCCAGGAGUUAUUGCAAGUUGCUCCAAGUCGAGUAAAAGCUGUCAAAGAAUCAAAAAGGAGAUAUGGAAAGACAAGUACCCGAGUGACUCCUCGUGUCCGAAAUAAUGCUGAAAAUAUACUUUCAACUGUUGGCACAUCGGAUGUGACAGUUAGUCUCAGACGGUCUAGCAGAAUUGCCAAAAAGAGCUGUGUUGAGACCAAGCCUGUAUUAAGACAAAAAUACCCCAACAAAGAAAGAAUUUCACAUGAAGAGAGAGUCCACUUUUCCUGAAGCUUUUGAGGUGUAGGUAGUUUUAUAGUUAAAGGUUAAACACCAAUGUUUGGUACAUUACUUUUGAUAUAAUGGAUGGGCAUUAUUACAGUUUAAUUGUACUGAACAGAGGCGUAUCUUAUCUUUUACCAAUGGGACAAGAAAGACUUUCCAGUACAAACAAAAUUUAAAAAACUAUUGUGAAUACAUACCCAUACUUCUCUCUAGAUUUGGUCAUUAGUUCUGAGCCAAGUUUACUGCCCAGUCGUUAUGGUCCUUUUGUUUUGACCGUAUGCUCUGAAUCAUCUAAUGAUUGGGUGUCACGUAUGUAUAUAUAUCCAAGAGACAUCUAGCUAUCGCAUCAGUUUAUAAUGCACAUUCUAAACGGUUUCUAGCCAUUUAGAAAGUUGAAUGAUAGCUUUUUUUUUUUAUUCUAUAGUUGCUGCUUUUGUUAUAAGUUGUUUAUCAUUAGUUGUUCAGUUUUUUUUAAGUGUAAUCUUAAACUGUAUGUUGAAUAAAAUGCGGUAAAGUAUUUUUAUAACUCAACCU